AAAGUAGUACAGUCGACUCUCGAUAAUUUGAAUCUCUUGAUAAUUUGAAUUUUUUGUCUGGUCCCUUGAAAAACUCUCAAUAAUUUGAAAAAAAAAUCAAUGUAUCAGGCAAAUCAAAUAUAAACGGGAUUUUUGUUCCUGAGCGUCUACUGUUGGUAGGACUGGGACCGCGCUGCUAGUAUACUUGGGUGGGGUCACUAGGAGUGGGGAGAGCCAGUCCCAGUCGUCCCACACUUCCAGCCAGUUUUUCAGUUACAAUCACGAUGUCGGAGCAACAAGUGCACCCUUCCACUGCGCAAUGUAUUAUUAUAAAAUUUCUUGCUUGUGAAAGAGUUCCAGCGAUGGAAAUUUUUCAAAGAUUGAGUGCUCAGUUAGGGGAUCAAACAUUGUCAAGGACUCGUGUGUUUGCAUGGCAUAAAGAGUUCAAGGAAGGGCGAGAACGAGUGGAAAAUGAGAAACAUGAUCGCCAUCCUUGGACCAGCAUUACAGACGCAAACAUUCGCGCGGUUCGAGACAUUCUUGAUGAAGAUCGACGGGUGAAGGUAUCCGAAAUUGCAGAACAGGUAGGAAUAAGUUAUGGGAGUUGUCAAUCGAUCAUCACAAAUUAUCUACAGUUCAGGAAAGUGUGUGCCAGAUGGGUCCCUCGCCUAUUGACCACAGAUCAGAAAAUGAGACGUUUGGAGGUCUGUCAGAGACAUGCAGCAAAGUUCACGGAAGAAGGGGAGACAUUUCUGAGUCGGAUUGUCACCUGUGACGAGACGUAGGUCCACCACUACACUCCGGAGUCAAAACAAGCCAGUAUGGAGUGGCGGAGGAAAGGGGAGGCAGCCCCUGUGAAAGCCAAGACUCGACUGUCAGCUGGCAAGGUCCUUUCAACCAUCUUCUUCGACCAGUGAGGCAUUUUGCUCAUUGAUUUUUUGCACGAGUGAUGCACAAUCAAUGCUGCUUACUACUGCGAGCUGCUGACCAAGGUGAGGGAUGCAUAUCGUCGCAAAAGACGAGACCAAUCGAUUCAAAAGGUUAUCCUCCUUCACAACGCAAGGCCCCAUACUGCAGCUCUAACCAUCUCAAAACUGGAAGAAAUGCACUGGACUCAACUGGAACAUCCUCCCUACAGUCCAGACCUAUCGCCCUGCGAUUUUCAUUUGUUUGGGCCGCUUAAAGAAGCUCUAGGAGGGCAACGAUUUGAAGAUGACGAGGGCGUGAAUGAGUUUGUGCGCAAUUGGCUUGUGAUGCAAUCAGCUUCGUUCUAUGAUGCUGGGAUAAAAAAAACCUUCCCACUUGCUGGGAAAAAUGUAUUUUUAAAGCAGGAGACUAUGUAGAAAAGUAAUUUAUAUUUGUCAUUCAUUUAUCAAUAAAUAAUUUUUAUUUCAAAAUAAAAUCCCGUUUAUAUUUGAUUUGCCCUAAUUUUGGUCCCUUCGAUAAUUUGAAGUUUUAGGAUACAUCUUGACUACCAACAUUCUAUAAUUUGAAUUUUUGUUCCUCUAAUCUCUAUAAUUUGAAGUCCACCAACACUCUAUAAUUUGAAUUUUUCUUCUUCUACUCUCUAUAAAUUGAAGUCUGAUUCUAGACCUGUUACUGCCUGUCAUUUCUUCAAUGAAUCAUCACACAGACCUGUUGUGACAUGUCUUUUGUUUACUUCAGUGUACACACCACCGUAAUGGUUUGAGAAAGCUCUCAGCUCUCAGUUCCCAGUUGAGAGUUCUUUUGGCAGUUGUUAACAGUGUUGCUUGGUUUUUGGUUAAGUGAAAUUUAGUUUAGAGUGAAAUUUUAAAUUCAAGAUGAGUGCAAAGAAGAAGAACAUUAGUCUUUCUAUCAGUGAUAAGAAGCGGGUUAUCAAAGCUGUGGAGGAUGGACAGCCAAAAAAAGACGUUGCUAAGCAGUUUGGGAUUUUGCCCUCAACCUUAUCCAUGAUUUUGAAGAACAAGGAUCGUAUCAAUGCAAGUGAUUCAAGUGUGUGUAAGAAGAGGUCACGUCAGGGUGAAUUUCCGUGUCUUGAGGAGUGCUUACUCAAAUGGAUUCGCCAGUGUAGAGGACAGAAUAUUCCAAUUGGUGGUUUCAUGCUGAAGGAAAAAGCAAAGUCUUUCGCAGAGUCUCUUGGUAUUGAAGGAUUUGGAGCUAGUGAGGGUUGGCUAUCAAACUUCAAAAAUCGACACAGCAUCACAUUCAAGAAGAUUUGUGGAGAGAGCGCCAGUGUGGAUAGCAUGGUUUGUAAUGAAUGGACUGAUAAAUUGAAAGAGCUUCUAAACGGCUAUGAGCCUAAAGACAUAUUUAACACAGAUGAAACUGGACUUUUCUAUAAGUGUCUUCCAGACCGCACCCUAACAUUCAGGAAUGAAAAAUGUCAUGUGAUAUGA
Molecule: messenger RNA, 2357 nt
Organism: Nilaparvata lugens (brown planthopper)
Lineage: Eukaryota; Metazoa; Arthropoda; Insecta; Hemiptera; Delphacidae
Product: tigger transposable element-derived protein 4-like
Exons: 2
Coding region: 1782-2357 (191 amino acids)
Cellular component (GO): nucleus
Molecular function (GO): DNA binding
Source: RefSeq, a predicted model, not a curated record